AUGGCGGAAAUACAGUACUCGGAGAGCCUUGUUCAAGGAUUGAGGGGCAAGGUAGUUGUGUUGACAGGCGGCGCCCAAGGCAUCGGCGGAGCAACGGUAGCACUUCUCAAUUCGCUGGGAGCACACGUCUUCUUCGGCGAUUGGGAUGACUCCAAAGGCCGGAAACUGGAGCAGGACCUCAACAGCGGAGCAUCCAGUGGCGGAUCGGUGUAUUUCCAGAAGCUAGAUGUCCGAGACUAUAAUUCACAGCUCUCUCUGUUCGAUGCCGCAUACAACAAGCACGGCAAGGUCGAUGUCGCCGUUUCGUGUGCCGCAGUCGGGGAACCGGACGGUUGGUUUGAGCCGGAGGAUCUAAACCUCGAGACUGUCCGAAAAGAGCCAAUUCCCGUAAAGAACCACAUCGACAUCAACCUGACCAGUGUCAUCACCUUCUGCAGGAUCGCCCUCGCCUACAUGAAGUCGAACAAGCCCGACGCAUCGCCAAAUGGAGACUUCUCAAAAUCAAUCGUCCUCGUAUCCUCCAUCGCCGGCAUCACGGAAGCACCCGGGCUCUUCGCCUACUCCCCAGCGAAACACGGCGUCAUCGGCCUCAUGCGCUCCCUCCGCCCCUGGGCACCCGUCAAGUACAACAUUCGUGCAAACGCAAUCUGCCCUUGGGCAACGGACACGCAGAUCCUUGGCGCUGUCAAGGAGAAGUGGGUUCAGGAGAAGAUGCCGCUGAACACCCCCGAGGAUGUGGCUCGCUUUAUUGUCCAGUGCGCUGCCGAUAAGGUGUUGAAUGGAGCUGCGGUGUUUGUCUCAGGCGGGCGUGGCUUUGAUACUGAGGAAGGAAUUAACCGCACGCUGCCUCAGUGGAUGGGGGAGCAGAACGCGGUCGAGUUCUUACGCGGGCAGGAAGUCCUGGGUCUGGGCGACAAAUGGACAAGCAAAGAAUGA
Scedosporium apiospermum is the source of this 936-nucleotide messenger RNA. RefSeq lists its product as uncharacterized. Lineage: Eukaryota; Fungi; Ascomycota; Sordariomycetes; Microascales; Microascaceae. The record is from RefSeq and is a predicted model, not a curated record. The transcript has 4 exons. Gene Ontology annotation, cellular component: cytoplasm. Gene Ontology annotation, molecular function: oxidoreductase activity, acting on the CH-OH group of donors, NAD or NADP as acceptor. Bases 1 to 936 code for a protein of 311 amino acids.